This is a messenger RNA of Colius striatus (speckled mousebird), 3432 nucleotides long. RefSeq names its product ATP binding cassette subfamily B member 6 (Langereis blood group) (gene ABCB6). The transcript has 19 exons. Gene Ontology annotation, molecular function: ATP hydrolysis activity; ATP binding; ABC-type heme transporter activity. Gene Ontology annotation, biological process: transmembrane transport; heme transport. Lineage: Eukaryota; Metazoa; Chordata; Aves; Coliiformes; Coliidae. Gene Ontology annotation, cellular component: membrane. The coding region runs from base 519 to 3116 and encodes 865 amino acids. The record is from RefSeq and is a predicted model, not a curated record.
GGAGCGGCGGGGCCGCGGCCGCCCUUCCCGGGGCCGAGCGGCGCCGGCACCGCGCGGGCACUGUCCCGGCACGGCCUCUGCUCGCCCCCGCGUGUCUCUGCCCCGCGCCUGUCGCUCGCCCCGCACGUGAGUUUCCCCGUGCGCGUCCCCCGCGUGUCCCCUGCCCUUGCCCUUGCGUUUCCCCGCCUUACCCGCCCCCCCGGCCCGCCCGAAGCCGGCUCCAAGGACCCGGCUGCCGGCCGAUGGCCGCGCCUCCCGCCGCUCCCCGUGUCUCCGUGUAUUCCCAAGGGCCCAGGUGGCUUGGGAAGGGCGGUGGGCAGCGCAGCCUUACGCCCUGCCCGGGGCGUUGCCAGGGCCCAGAAGCGGUACUCGGGUCCCUCCCCAACCAAAGCCGGUCCUGCGUGUCCCUUCUUGCCCGCGUCACCCUGCCGCGGGUCCCUCCUUGCAGCCCUGCCCAACAGCCCCUCCUGAGACCUUGCUCUGGCCCCUCUUCUCUCUGCAGCCAGUGACCUGCGAGGAUGGCGGUGCUGGGGGCCUACUGUGAGGGCAACAGCUCCAUCGCCCAGGCCUGGGUCCAGCAAGGCUUCCAGCCCUGCUUCUUCUUCACGCUGGUGCCAGCCGUGCUGCUGAGCGUCUGCCUGCUGCUGGGUGCCCUGCAGUACGCCUGCUACCUCCGCUUCGGCCGCGCCAUGGAGCCCAAGUACAUCCCCCGCUCCCGCCUCUACCGCGGCCAGGUCUUACUGUCCCUGCUCCUGGCCCUGCAGCCCUUUGGUGGGCUGCUGUGGCAAGCGGCGGGGCUGGGGCGGCUCUACGGGUACAUGUUGCUGCACGCCUGCCUCUGGGCCCUCAGCUGGGGCUGCGCCAUUGCCCUCCUGCAGCUGGAGCACACGCGGGUGCUGGCACACGACCGGACGCGAGGCCAUGGCACCGUCCUCCUCCUCUUCUGGGCGCUGGCCUUCGCCGCUGAGAACCUGACCCUGGUGUGCUGGAGGAGCCCACUGUGGUGGUGGGCACUGGAGGACACCAACCAGAAGGUUCAGUUCAGCUUCUGGCUUCUGCGUUACAUCUGCACGCUCAUGCUCUUCAUCCUGGGCAUGAAGGCCCCGGGGCUGCCCCACAAGCCCUACAUGCUGCUGGUCAACGAGGAGGAACGGGAUGUGGAGAACAGCCAGCCCCUGCUGCCUGAGACUGGCAGGACCACCUCCACCUGGAAGGAUUUCCGGAGGAAGCUGCAGCUGCUGGUGCCGUACAUGUGGCCGAGGGGCAACCACCGGCUGCAGGGGCUGGUGCUGUUCUGCAUGGCCCUCAUGGGGCUGGAGCGGGCCAUCAAUGUCUUCGUCCCCAUCUACUACAAGAACAUUGUGAAUGAGUUGACAGAAGGCGCUCCCUGGCACGCCCUGGCCUGGACUGUUUGCAUCUAUGUGGGACUAAAGUUCCUGCAGGGCGGAGGAGCUGGCUCCACCGGCUUCGUGAGCAACCUGCGCACCUUCCUGUGGGUGUGGGUGCAGCAGUUCACCAACCGGCAGGUGCAGGUGCAGCUCUUUGCCCACCUGCACGGGCUGUCCCUGCGCUGGCACCUGGGCCGCCGCACGGGCGAGGUGCUGCGCAGCGUGGACAGGGGCACCAGCAGCAUCAACAGCCUGCUCAGCUACAUCGUCUUCAGCAUCGUCCCCACCAUCGCUGACAUUGUCAUCAGCAUUGUUUAUUUCACCUCGGUCUUCAGUGCCUGGUUUGGCCUCAUCAUCUUCGUGUGCAUGAGCCUCUACCUCGCUCUGACCAUCUUCAUCACCGAGUGGAGAACCAAGUACCGGCGGGACAUGAACACACGGGACAACGAGGCCAAGUCCCGGGCCGUGGACUCACUCCUCAACUUUGAGACGGUGAAGUACUACAACGCAGAGAGCUACGAAGUGAACCGCUUUAACGAUGCUAUCAUCAAGUACCAGGUCUCCGAGUGGAAGGUCAGUGCCUCGCUGGGCCUCCUCAACCAGACCCAGAACCUAGUCAUCGGCCUGGGGCUGCUGGCAGGGUCCUUGCUCUGUGCCUACUUUGUCACCGAAAGCAAGCUGCGGGUGGGAGACUUUGUCCUCUUUGGCACCUACAUCAUCCAGCUCUACACGCCACUCAACUGGUUCGGGACUUACUACAGGAUGAUCCAGAACUCCUUCGUGGACAUGGAGAACAUGUUCGAGCUCUUCAACGAGGAGCAGGAGGUGAAGGAUGCGGUGAACGCCGGUGACCUGCGCUUGGAGGCCGGGCGCAUCGAGUUCGAGAACGUGCACUUCAGCUACCUGGAUGGGAAGGAAAUCCUGCAGGACGUCUCCUUCUCUGUGAUGCCCGGGCAGACCUUGGCCCUGGUGGGACCUUCGGGCUCGGGGAAGAGCACUGUCAUCCGCCUGCUCUUCCGCUUCUAUGACGUGCGGGGCGGCUGCAUCCGCAUCGAUGGGCAGGACAUCUCCCAGGUGAAGCAGGCAUCGCUGCGCGCUCACAUCGGGGUGGUGCCCCAGGACACGGUGCUCUUCAACGACACCAUCGCCAACAACAUCCGCUACGGCCGGAUCCUGGCCACUGACCAGGAGGUGCAGGAGGCAGCCCGGGCUGCUGACAUCCACGACCGCAUACUUUCCUUCCCCGAUGGAUACAACACCCAGGUGGGGGAGCGGGGGCUGAAGCUGAGUGGGGGGGAGAAGCAGCGCGUCGCUAUCGCACGCACCAUCCUCAAGGGUCCCCACAUCAUCCUGCUGGAUGAGGCCACAUCUGCACUUGACACUGAGACUGAGAGGAACAUCCAGGCCUCCCUGGCCAAGGUCUGUGCCCACCGAACCACCAUCGUUGUUGCACACAGGCUCUCCACUGUGGUGGGUGCAGACCAGAUCCUGGUGCUCAAGGAUGGGCGCAUCGCCGAGCGAGGGAGCACUGUUGUCAAGCCUCACCCUUCCCUUCAGCCCAGCGUGACCCCACCUCCCUGCCCUGGGGAAACACUGCCAGCAGACAACCCCAUUUUGGGACAGCCCAGCCCUGUGCAGAGCCAGGCACAGUCUGGCAGACAGGAGCUGAGGAGAAGCAGCACUGCUCUGCACAGCUGCAGCCUCCCCUGCAAGAGAGCAACAGGAUAAGUGUCCCAGCCCAGGUGGCGUCAGCUCCUGCCUCCAAACAUCAGCCAGGAGGGGCUGUUUGCAAGAAGGAACUCUGUGCUGCUGCUACCCAGGAGUGAGACACCUGCAGCACGUCUGGAAGGAGGGGAAGCAUUCCUGCCCCAGCAGCAGUAAACCACAGCCCUGAGCUGGAUCAGGGCAGCAGGGAGCAGCCAGCAGCAGGAAGGCAGCUGCAAUGCUUUUGCACAAGCACUGCUGGCACAAUCAGAUCACUGCUGAGGUUACUUGGCAGUUAAUGGCCCUUCUUAAAUUAAACCAGAAAGGAGACACAGCUUCA